This is a messenger RNA of Australozyma saopauloensis, 843 nucleotides long. RefSeq lists its product as uncharacterized. The record is from RefSeq and is a predicted model, not a curated record. Lineage: Eukaryota; Fungi; Ascomycota; Pichiomycetes; Serinales; Metschnikowiaceae. The transcript has a single exon. The coding region runs from base 1 to 843 and encodes 280 amino acids.
AUGUUUCAAUGGAAGAUUCUCGAUAAUUUGGACUUUGACAGGUUAGAUCUUGACUAUUUGGACCCUGACACUAUCAACCAUCUCAGCUUUGGAUUCAAACUCGAAGAGACAAGACUCUUGUUUUUAUGGGGCCAUCUAUUCCAGUGCUUCUUGAAUCGGAUCCAUCCUGACCUAGUCAAAUUCUAUUGUGAAGGAGAAGAGUUUGUGCGUAGAAACAAUCCUCACAUCGAAUCUCCCAAAGAACUCGGACAAAUUGUUAAAUACUUCGAUUUAUGUUUGUUUUCUCUCUUCAAGAAAAUCACGAACCUUACAGUGAUGAAUGCUAGUUAUAUGAACAUAACAAAAGGAUCUUUGCUUAAGGAGGCGUGUGAAUCUUUCUUACCAGAAAUGAGCAAAUUCACAUGGAAGCUGGCAGAUUCCGGUGAAUUCAUUUUCAACAAUUACCACAGAUUCAAAAAAAUAUACCGCAAGAAGAUUCGAAAGUAUCUUAAAUCUCCCGGACUUGAGGUUAUCCAUUUAUACUGCCACCUUCGUAGGCAAGGGUAUACUAAAGAGACUGUUCAGGCAGUGUGGAGGGAUCUUCACGAAGCUGAUGAGAUAUUCCCGAAAGGCAAAACUGUCUUGAAAUCGUUUGAGCGCGAUGUGUUUUACAAACUCGACCAAUUCGACUCUCUUGCCGAUCUGAUGAAAACAGCAGCGUCACACAAGGUCAAGACGAAGCACAGUAACAAGAGAGAAAUUCUAAACGGAAAUCUCCUAAGAAAUCAAGAGACAAUGAACAUCUGCAAACAGGUGAAACUCUCAAUUUCGUAUACGAUUCAGCCAGCGAUGCUCAUGUUGUGA